Molecule: messenger RNA, 333 nt
Organism: Aspergillus heteromorphus CBS 117.55
Lineage: Eukaryota; Fungi; Ascomycota; Eurotiomycetes; Eurotiales; Aspergillaceae
Exons: 1
Coding region: 1-333 (110 amino acids)
Source: RefSeq, a predicted model, not a curated record
AUGCCUGACCCUCACCAAGGUGGCUCCCUCUACGACAUGGCGGCGAAGGGCACUCGCAUCCCCAACGAUGCCGGCCUGAUGAACACAAUCCCCUCCGUCCCUCGUCCAGACCAAAGAUCCGAAGACGACGGGUUUGACAACUACGGCGUCGCCCACGCAUCCUCCGCCUUCGCCGCCGACAACGCCACCGACAUGCCCCGCAGCGGCAGGGACAUGGGCGCCACCGGUGAAGUCAUCACCGGCACCGGAAACACCUUCCCCGCGCAAGGCGAGUCCAAGAGAAACCAGACCGGCGCGAACUACCCUGGUGGUAAGGGCCAGUCGAGAGGUUGA